CCGGAAGCAGCUUCCGACCGGGCGCUUUCCCGGCAUCUUCCGGAAAACGCGGGGUCGCUCUUCCCCGUCGGGAGUCCAAAUGUCUGCAAAAUUGAGAAAGUCCUCGCUCCAUCCACAACCUUCAGAGCAGUCUGACAGCAUUGUGAUAGUGAAGAUGGAAGAGGAAGAGCAGAUCUGUGAUCUGGACUCCAGCCUCCCCUGGAGCACCUCCUGCAGCCCAGAGACCUUCCACCAGCAGUUCAGGCACUUUGGCUACCAGGAGUCCCCUGGGCCCCGGGAGGCUCUGAACCGGCUCCGGGAGCUUUGCCAUCAGUGGCUGAGGCCCGAGGUGAACUCCAAGGAGCAGAUCCUGGAGCUGCUGGUGCUGGAGCAGUUCCUGGCCAUCCUGCCUGAGGAGCUGCAGGCCUGGCUGCGAGAGCACCGGCCCGAGAACGGAGAGCAAGCCGUGACUAUGCUGGAGGAGCUGGAGAAAGAGCUUGACGGGCCAACUGAGCAGGUGUUUUUCGGACAAAAUGAGGACAUGCUUGCAGAGAAGUUGUCACCUUGGGAAAUUCAUCGGGAAUCACCAAAUAGCCAGAUCAAGCCCAUUAAGAAGCAGCUGCCAUUAACAUCACAGGAGUUUCACUCAAGACAAAAAGCUAAAGAGAGCAAAACUAUCAAUGUGAAUUCAGCUUCGAGGCAAAAGACUCCUCCAACCAUAGAACUGCCUUACAAUAUUUCUGACACCCUUCAUAUGAAUGCUUCCCAGAGUUUCACGUAUAGAAGAGCUUGUGAACAAGAUAGUGGGUUUGAAAGAAAACAGAGAAACCCUUCUGGAAAAAAACAACAUAAGUGUGAUGAAUGUGGCAAAGUCUUCAGUCAGAGCUCAGCCCUUAUCCUACAUCAUAGAAUCCACAGCGGAGAGAAACCUUAUGCAUGUGAUGUGUGUGCAAAGGCUUUCAGCCGAAGUGCAGUCCUGAUUCAGCAUCGAAGAACUCACACUGGGGAAAAACCCUACAAGUGUCAUGAAUGUGGGAAAGCCUUUAGUCAAAGCUCAAAUCUUCUCAGACAUAGGAAAAGACACACUAAAGAAAAAGUCCCAUCAGGGUUGAACUCUGGGCUAUCCGAGGAGAGGCGCCAGGCCAAGCGCAGUCUCAAAGCGGUCAUUGUCGUCGCACCGCCCCUCCCCCGCCCGGAGCCCAUCUCCAUGGCAACGCGGGGCUUCGCCUCUCCCCGCCUCCUGGGACCCGCAGACCGGAAGCAGUCCGUGCCGGGGGCUUCUGGGAAACGGCUUGUGAGCGGCGUUUCUGCGUCUGCUUUGGACAGCGAAGCUGCUGCGGAUCCCGAGUCGGAGGAGACAGAAAAGAAGCCUGGCGGGAUCUUCCUCGGCUUGCCGGGAGGCGCGGACAGGCCGCUGUCUCCGUAUACAGCAGUUGGGGGGCUGGUAGAGGUAGAUGGAAAGCCAGAUUGGGCUUUCAGUACAAUCGGAGAGUCCUCCAUCCCCUGUGUCCUCCGCGACCCUCGCCUUUCCCCCCUCCCCCCUCGGCCGGUUUUGUUCUAUUUCGAGGCCUGGCGUCUCGCGGAGGGUUCUGGGACUCAUUUGGGGCGGAGGUGGGAGGGGGCGGGCCUUGCGCGGGGGCUGUCGGGGCUUGUAGUUCCGCCAGACGCGGGCGGAAGUACCGUGGCCCCGACGUUGUUGGGGCAGUGUGGCCUUCGGUCAUCCGAAAUCCGCCGAGGCCCCGACGUUGUUGGGGCAGUGUGGCCUUCCGUCAUCCGAAAUCCGCCGUUGCUAGUGCGGCGAAGAGGGGCUGGGGGACGUCGGGGCGGGGUUUGCAGCGGAACUCUGCUGGAGAUGUCUGCACAGUCCGUGGAAGAAGAUUCAAUACUUAUAAUCCCAACUCCAGAUGAAGAGGAAAAAAUACUGAGAGUGAAGUUGGAGGAGGAUCCUGAUGGCGAAGAGGGAUCGAGCAUCCCCUGGAACCAUCUUCCUGAUCCAGAGGUUUUCAGACAGCGAUUCAGGCAGUUUGGAUACCAGGAUUCACCUGGGCCCCGUGAAGCUGUGAGCCAGCUUCGAGAACUUUGCCGUCUAUGGCUCAGGCCAGAGACACACACAAAAGAACAAAUCUUGGAGCUGGUAGUGCUGGAGCAGUUUGUUGCCAUCCUGCCCAAGGAACUGCAGACCUGGGUUCGAGAGCAUCAUCCGGAGAACGGAGAGGAGGCAGUGACAGUGCUGGAGGAUUUAGAGAGUGAGCUAGAUGACCCUGGACAGCCGGUUUCUCUCCGUCGACGAAAACGGGAAGUUCUAGUAGAGGAGAUAGUAUCUCAAGAAGAAGCUCAGGGAUUACCAAAUUCUGAGCUGGAUGCUGUGGAGAACCAGCUCAAGUGGGCAUCCUGGGAGCUCCAUUCCUUAAGGCACUGUGCCUCCGCGCGGCGCGCCCGCCACCGAGCUGCAAAUAUGCAGUCCUCCCGGCUUCCUAGAGGGGUGCGCCCGCUCCCACUUCCGGCGCGCGCCGCCCGAGGCCGUUCUGCUCCCUCUUUGGGGUCUGUCCCGCAGCCCGCCGAGCGAAGGACACAGACUUUCAUUCCCUCCCUGCCUCAACUGAGCAGCAUUUUCAGACUGUCUCUGCCAAGAAUGUCAGGAAAAACUGCAGCCUUGGCCUACCAUGCUUCGAAAGAACAAGAAGGACUUAUAGUUGUGAAGGUUGAAGAAGAGAAUUAUGUUUGUGGGCAGGACUUUGGCCUUCAGGGAGACACCUGUGGCCUGGAGACCUUCCGCCAGCAGUUCAGGCACUUUGGUUACUCUGACUCCUCUGGGCCCCGGGAGGCUCUGAACCGGCUCCGGGAGCUUUGCCAUCAGUGGCUGAGGCCCGAGGUGAACUCCAAGGAGCAGAUCCUGGAGCUGCUGGUGCUGGAGCAGUUCCUGGCCAUCCUGCCUGAGGAGCUGCAGGCCUGGCUGCGAGAGCACCGGCCCGAGAACGGAGAGCAAGCCGUGACUAUGCUGGAGGAGCUGGAGAAAGAACUUGACGAACCAAGGCAACAGGACACGGCUCAUGGCCAAGGAAUGAUCUGGAAGGAAAUGACAUCCAUAGGAGCACUGAAGUCUCUGAGUAUACAGCUCCAGCCCUUGGAGAACCAGUGCAAGAGUGAGACUCAAGAGUCCCAGGCUUCCCAUGAGGGAGAUGGCAAGCCGGUGGGUGAUGAAGUAUUAACAACAAAGCAAGAAAUUUUUGAAUGUGUAGCAUCAGCAGCCAUGAUAUCCCCAGGAAGACUCCCUGGGGAGACUCCUUCAGGACAGAUAGUUGAAGAAGCUUUGGGAGGCCUGCACAUCUUUGAGAAGCCAAAAGGAGCAGUUGCAAGGAACCAAAUGAGUCAGCUCCCUUCUCAGGAAAGACAUCUUAGUCUGGCGGUCUUCAACAAGAAAAUCUCCACAGAAGAGAGUGUCCUUGGACGUAACGAAAGUGAAAGGACUCUCAGUGUGAACUCAAAUGUUGUAACACGACAGAGAGUUCACCCCGGGGGUAAGGUCUACGAGUGCUUGGACUGUGGGAAAGCCUUUUGCCAGAGCUCAAAGCUGAUUAGACAUCAGAGAAUUCAUACUGGAGAGAGGCCUUAUGCGUGUAAAGAGUGUGGCAAAGCUUUUAGUUUGAGUUCAGACCUUGUUAGACAUCAGAGAAUUCAUAGUGGUGAAAAACCCUAUGAAUGCUGUGAAUGUGGAAAAGCUUUCAGGGGCAGCUCAGAGCUCAUUAGGCAUCGGAGAAUUCACACUGGAGAGAAGCCUUAUGAAUGUGGUGAAUGUGGGAAAGCCUUCAGCCGGAGCUCAGCCCUCAUUCAGCAUAAGAAAAUUCACACUGGAGACAAAGGUUAUGAAUGUACUGAAUGUGGUAAGGCUUUUGGUAGAAGCUCUAUCCUUAUUGAACAUCAAAGAAUUCAUACUGGAGAAAAACCUUAUGAAUGUAAUGAAUGUGGAAAAUCCUUCAAUCAGAGCUCAGCCCUCACGCAGCACCAGAGAAUCCAUACUGGGGAGAAGCCUUACGAAUGUAAUGAAUGUAGGAAAACAUUUAGGCAUAGGUCAGGCCUUAUGCAGCACCAGAGAACUCACACCAGAGUUUAAGUCUUGGGUAAGAGUUGUAUACUUGUGUCAUACUAGGGAUUCGCUUUGGGGUGAGACUGCACGAAAGUUAGACGUUUCCUAAGAGCAGAGUUUCUGCCCUUCCUGAGUCAGUACUUACUGUACGAGCAGAUCCACACAAAUAUGGUUGUUGACGUGUUGAAUGAGCACUUACACAGUAAGGCCAGGAUUGGGGCAGAGAUCUUGAAAGAGCUUCUUACAUGAUGGACUGAAAGGUGGUGCUUUCAAUGGCAAGGAUCUCUGCCCAGCAAGAACAUCGUGCAUUUGGCAGUUGGAGGCAUGUGCUGAGAGUCAUUCGGUUCUCUGAGGUGUUGAAUUGUGAGGUUGUGAAAUGUUGAAUUCUGUCCUGGGUCAGUUUAUAGCUCAUUCUGCCCCCUUGCCAGUUCUCUCCUCAGCCCUGAGCUUCCAGAGGUCAGUUGAGGUUUGUUUAUUUAUUGAGCACCUGCUAUGUGCCAGCCAUCAGGGGCAGACAUGACCAUUGCCCUCCCAGAGUUAAGGGCUAAUGGGAUACAUAUAUAUUUAUUAAACAGGUAAUUACAGUAAAGUGUGAUAAGUUCUUUGGUAGGAUAAAUCUUGGAUUCUGUCAAAAUACCAGGGGGGCGUCUAACCUGGUUUAGGAGUCACUUAAGCUUCCUGGAGGUGAUGAAAUCUCUGUUGAGGAAUAAAGGGUGUGUACAAAUUAGGCAGAUCAAGGCAAGAGGGAAGAGAAUAUUAUAGGCAAAGGUUA
Felis catus (domestic cat) is the source of this 4835-nucleotide messenger RNA. RefSeq lists its product as uncharacterized. Bases 80 to 4090 code for a protein of 1336 amino acids. NCBI's taxonomy places the organism in Eukaryota, Metazoa, Chordata, Mammalia, Carnivora, Felidae. The record is from RefSeq and is a predicted model, not a curated record. The transcript has 12 exons.